Messenger RNA from Psilocybe cubensis, 840 nucleotides. RefSeq lists its product as uncharacterized. The transcript has 3 exons. The record is from RefSeq and is a predicted model, not a curated record. The coding region runs from base 1 to 840 and encodes 279 amino acids. Lineage: Eukaryota; Fungi; Basidiomycota; Agaricomycetes; Agaricales; Agrocybaceae.
AUGGCUCCCUUCGGAACAGCGAUUAAUGCAAAGUCCAUUCCUUUCGACGUCCAACUUUUGCCUUCGCCCAGGGAUGCCUCGGAAGAUGCCCAAUUGUACGCUGGUAUAGUGGACCCCGAGUGGACGAUAGGAAGGCAAGAGUUCCAGGGUGUCGUUAAAAUCAUGACCCAUCUCAUAUUCGGCAUCAUUGGACGUCAUCCGAAAGACAAAGUGAAUCUCACAUUAAAUCCUCCUUCGACUUACGCUCGAAGACUUCCAUUAUAUACACACCCUUCCACUGCGGUCAUCAAUCCCAUGAGUCAGAGGUGGAGUUUUCGCCGCCAUGUUACGUGGACAGACGAACCAGAGCUUCGUGCCAAAAACCAUGCAUAUAGUGGUAACCGUACAAACUCCUCGACCGUCGGUGGCGGAGGUUUGGAAUGGGGAUCAUGGCUCACAUUCAACGAUGCACAUGACAGAAUCACUAAUCCCGCUUUGUGCUUCUUGGUGGAUAUGUGCAUAAAUACGCCUACUCUUCUACCUAAAAGUGAGCGCCCUGGAUUAACAACAAGCUGGUUUCCAACGAUGGUUCUAUCAGUCGAGUUUAAGAACAAAAUACCUCUCCCCUCUUCGAAACAUGCAGUUCGUACUGUAGGGAUAUACUCUUCUGGCCGCUUUGUUACUCCUCCACAAGGACGGCAUGAAGCAUAUGUAGAAGUCUGGACCGCGCCUUCAAACAUCGGGGAAGGCCAAGAAGUAGAUGGCUGGAGAGAUGAACAAUUUUGUCUCGCUAUUGCUACACAAAUGGCACUAACGCUUCCCAUGGAAGUUAACGAGAAGAAAGGAAAGCCAAAGUUGUAA